AUGCCUAUAUUGGGAAGUGAGAAAGGAGAUAGUGUUUUAGAGCAUGGUAUAGAAGAAACUGCAGAAAAAGCUCCAGCUCCAGAACAUGAAGACGUAGAAAAAAGCUGCGUAUACAGUUAUGGUAAAGACUUACCGCGAGAUGAAUGUGAGAAUGUGAAUGAAGGAUAA
This is a messenger RNA of Funneliformis mosseae, 168 nucleotides long. Lineage: Eukaryota; Fungi; Glomeromycota; Glomeromycetes; Glomerales; Glomeraceae. The record is from the annotation of a GenBank genome assembly.